Oncorhynchus kisutch (coho salmon) is the source of this 3892-nucleotide messenger RNA. RefSeq names its product acidic fibroblast growth factor intracellular-binding protein B. Gene Ontology annotation, cellular component: nucleus. Gene Ontology annotation, molecular function: fibroblast growth factor binding. Gene Ontology annotation, biological process: platelet aggregation. Bases 380 to 1453 code for a protein of 357 amino acids. Lineage: Eukaryota; Metazoa; Chordata; Actinopteri; Salmoniformes; Salmonidae. The record is from RefSeq and is a predicted model, not a curated record. The transcript is spliced from 11 exons.
GUGCCUUGUAUCCAAUGUGCUUUUCUCUAGAGAUAUCCAGCAAAGAGAAACAAAGUUGCGCUUUCUGUUGUGGAUUUUGAGAGGUGCUACAAUUUACUUGUCAGCGACACCAUCUGUCGUUUCGCUUUUAUUUUACAACAAGGAUAGCGUUUUUAAGCAGUGUUUACUGUUCUUUUGAAUGCAGGUCUAUGCAAAUUCGAUACGCUGUUUUUACUCCAAUUCUUUGCAGAACCCAACGUUUUAACUGCGCAAUAAAUAAUACGCGUUUGCAGAUGCUGUUUACCCAAACGGUGCCUGGUGCAAUAUAUUUGCUGGCUACGGUUUCCCCUCGAUACAUAACACUAGUUAAAGUCUUUUUGGUUCCUCAUUAGCCUACAAGAUGUCUAUGGAACUGGAUGUGUUUGUGGGGAACACAACUAUCAUGGAUAUGGAAGUCUAUCAGCUUUGGUUGGACGGUCUCACUGUGAGUGAUGCAGUAAAGGUGCGGAUGGAUGAGGGGGCAUUAUUGGAGUGUGAGGCGAAUCCAGAGGUGCUGACCAGCGAUACCAUGGACCAGUUUAGAACCUUCCAGAUGUGUGAGCGUCUUUUACACUCCCCCACCAAACUGGGCAGUCAGCUGCUGUAUCAGAUCCCGGCCCAGAACCAGAUAAUUCUCAUUGAAAGGUACUAUGAAUUUGACAGUGUGUUUGCCAGAGAGGUGCUGGGGAAAAAGCUCUCCAAAGGGACCAAAAAGGACUUGGAUGACACCAGCUGUAAAACAGGGAUCACACUGAAGAGCUGCAGGAGACAGUUUGACAAUUUCAAGCGGGUGUUCAAAGUGGUGGAGGAGCUCAAGGGCCCACUAGUGGAGAACAUACAGCGUCACUUCUUGCUCUCCGACACACUGGCAAGGGACUAUGCUGCCAUUGUGUUUUUUGCAAACAGCCGCUUUGAGACAGGAAAGAGGAAGCUACAGUACCUCUCAUUCCAAGACUUUGCCUUCUGUGCAGGCCAGCUCAUCAGUUACUGGACAAUAGGAGCAAUGGAUAGCAUGAUGGAGGAUAUGGAUGUUGACCUGGAGAAAGAGUUUCUGAAUGAACUGAAAGAUCUCAAGGUUUUGGUUAAUGACAAAGACAUGAUGGACCAACAUAAAAUCCUGGUGUGUGCUGCUCUGCGGGGAAAGAUCAAAGUCUACAAGUUGAUGGAGGUUAACUUCAAAAAUCUUUCUAGAGCCCUGAUAAACCUUGCAUCUAAACUUACACAUACCAAAGAUGUCAGAGAUUUAUUCAUCGACCUUGUGGAGAAGUUCAUAGAGCCAUGUCGAUAUGAUAGAUGGACAGUGGCAGAGAUCACACUCUUCCUCACUCACUACACCAAUGCCGCUCAUUGUCUUGGCACGUUCAGGCACCAGAUGAUUUGGGACAGAUACAUGGGCGUCAUCAAAAGCUGUAUCCUCCAAAUGUACCAUGAAUAGGUAGAUCCCUGGUUUGGACCUCCUCUCCUGAUUGAGCUGCAUCACAGGAGGCUGCUGAGGGGAGGAUGGCUCAUAAUAAUGGCUGGAAUGGAGUGAAUGGAAUGGUAUCAAACACGUGGAAACCAUUUAUUUGAUGUGUUCAAUACCAAUCCAUUUAUUCCGUUCCAGCCAUUACUAAUAGCCUAUCCUCCCCAAUUAAGGUUCCACCGGCCGCCUGUGAUCUGUAUUGAUCUUACUGUGAAUCUGUCUUCCCUCUGGCAUUUUUUCGUAACUACCUCAGCCCAGUGCAGUCCACUUCUCCACCUCUCCCUGAUCAAAGUGAACUAUCUGUCUCCAUCUCCUUCUAUCUCUUCAGUCAGUCCCCCUGUAAAUAUACUGAAUGAACUGAAUACUUUUCUGAUAUGUAAAUUGUGACUUAAAUGAAGUAAACAUAUUUGUUUUAGAAAGAUGUUUCAACUGUUUGGUUUAUGUUUGUGAAAAUGUGAGGGUGUGUGUCUUAGUCCGUGUGUGUGUGUGUGUGUGUGUGUGUUUUAAGGGGGUGGGUUAGCAGCAGGGGGCUACAGUUGGUCAGGGUUGUCUCGGAGGGGGAUUCGGGUCUGAACUGAGACUUUACUGCCCUAUAAAACCCCUUCACUAGGACAGCUGUCCUGCCCCGUUCCUGCCAAAUGGUCAUAGAAAUGUUCCCAUUUUCCUAAUGAUAACUUGGACUUAAGGAAUGGAAUCACAGUUUAUUUUCCAAUGCAUAAAGGAAUUUGCACUCUGGUGCAAUACAGGGAUUUCUCAUGUUGAACAUGAGCACACUUGUGUGUAUGCUGUAGAAACAGUGGCCUGCUGUCUUUAACUGUUAAACCUUGUUUCUUUGUGUCUGCUCAUUAACUUGUCUCCACAUUCCUCUGGGCCCCCCUUCUUCCCAGACAGUAAAUAUCCAACUGUGUCAGAAGGAGAUUAAGAGGGCGCAGGGGAGGGCAGGGAUGGAUGGCACUCAGAGGUAGAGAGGGAGCGGAGGAAGAGUGAUAAGUUAAGGACUGGGUUUGUUUGAAUCCAGGUAUGUCCUUUCCUCUAGAGUGCAGGGUUGGUUUUUUAUGCCACUAUUGUCCCUGCAUGGUUGAUUAAUGGAUGUUGAAUUUGGGCUGCAGACCAGGAAUUUGAAUCCCAGAUAGAGAGAGGAAUAGACAGAGGACAUGGCAAAACAAGAGGCUGAAGGAGGAUAAUGCUCAGGGCUGUGCAGCAAGGAUGUGGCUCAGGGGGUAAGAAUGGGCUGUCCUUCCCCCUUUCCUUUCUCUUGCCCAGCCCCUUUCUUUUCCUCCCCAAACACUUUGUUUCACAAACACACUUUCACACUGCUUCACAUACACAUUUUCACACUGCUUCACAUACACAUUUUCACACUGCCGCAAUCCACUGCUCUACUUGUAGGACAGACACCUAAAAGACAGGACCUGUAAAUCCACUAAGAAAAAAAGAGAGAGAGAAAGUGAGGAAGAUACAGCCCACGAAGCUGUACUAUAGCCCUGCAUCUUGACAAAGAUUUUCUGUUAGCAUAAACUGUGAAAGAGUGUCAAGGACUUACAACAUUAUACAAGUGAACAGAACUGUGGACUAGAGGAAGACUGAUCAGUGAGUAAUAUUAGAUUUUUAAAAUGUUAUUGUAUUAAUGAAUGAAGAAUGUAAAAACAAAUAUGCAAUACAUUCCAUAGAAAGACAGUACUGUAGGUUGUAAUGUCAUUCUUCCUUCAUUCUUCCCUUUGAACCUGCUGUAGUACAAAUAUAGGAUCUUAAUUUGAGCCAGUUUGAUACAGCAGGAAAAUAAUCCUGCAGCAACAGGAAAUGUAAAUUUAUUAUGUGAAUUAUAAUUAAUGGACACUUUUGCAAGGGUUGAUACAUUUUUUUGUAAAUCAAGUCUGACAUUUCGAAGUGGAAAUUACAAUCUUCAGAAGCCUAUUUAAACCUCAUACACUACAAGUUAAACAUGUUCUGCAUUGCAGGAAAGUUGUCUUCAACAGGGUGAUCAAAGAAAUAUCCUAUGUUGUUUUCUGCCAUUUUAUUUUUGGCUUUGAGGAUAAAAUGUAGUUCUGCAGUGCAAGUUUUCUUGAAAUGAUUGAUCAAUUGCUAAAUAGAAGCUAUUAUUAAACCCUGUUACUGCAGUGGGCUAAAUCAGGAUCACACAGAGGGAUUCUUGGUAGUCUUAAAACAAAUCUACUUUGAAACAAAAGUGUACACCUCACACACAUGGUUAUGGGCUUACAAAAAAUAAGAUCCCUGCAUCAUGUUGAAAUGUAUAACAUUUUGAGUUUGCAUCCCAAUAUUAGACUUUAUAUACAUCACAGAAGACUGAAAUAUAACAAAACUGUUUGACAUAGAAACAGCAGAUUUUUGACAGUAAAAAAAAAAAGAUUCUUUAUGAAAUGACAUAUUAACAACGUUCCAUCCACGAGGACA